AUGUCGUCUCCCACCACCGUCGCCCCUCCGAAGCCGGAGCUGUCCGCGCUGUUUGCCGACAUCGAGGCGCGGUUCGCGACGACGUGUCUCGGCGACGAUCGGUGGUACAUCCUCGCCAUAUCCUGCAUCACCACCGGUCCGGACCCCGAGCUCGCCGCCGACCUCUACCGGUACCUGAUCGCCAAGCCCGCCUUCCAGAGCAGCGCGUCGCGCCAGCAGCUGGUGCGGCGUCUGCGCGAGGCGCUCUUCAAGUCCAUCUGCCUGGUGGGCGUGUGCAAGCCCAUCGAGUCGGUGCUCGCCAUCGCGGCGACGGAACGGCCGGAAGAUCGCGACCUGUCCCCGGCGACGCGCGAGGGCUGGCAGGCGGACGCGGACAACGAGCGGCGGGCGCGCGAGUGGUUCGCCAAGGUGUACACGCGCAACGCGGCGGACACGAUCGGCCUGUUCGACGCGCACAAGGACUUUUCGUGGACGUCGGUGCACAUCACGUAUGGCCUGUUCCUGUCGGAUCGGCAGGUGCUGGACGACGUGGAGACGCAGCUGGUGGUGCUGCCGUGCAUCAUGAGCCAGAACCUGAGGCUGGAGACGGGCUGGCACAUUCGGGGCACUCGCCGCAUCGGCGUCUCCAAGGAGGACACGCAGGUGGUCUGGGACGCGGUGCAGGCGCUUGCGGCAUAUUUCGACGUCAAGCUGAACAAGGUGCCGACAGUGGAGGAGAUUGAGCCGGAAGUGUAG
This is a messenger RNA of Cordyceps fumosorosea ARSEF 2679, 735 nucleotides long. RefSeq lists its product as hypothetical. The coding region runs from base 1 to 735 and encodes 244 amino acids. NCBI's taxonomy places the organism in Eukaryota, Fungi, Ascomycota, Sordariomycetes, Hypocreales, Cordycipitaceae. The transcript has a single exon. The record is from RefSeq and is a predicted model, not a curated record.